ACGUUAAGGCAGGAAACAGUAACUGCGUUCUUAAUUUUUUUGAACUUAAUCAAUUUCGCAAACAAAGGAAAUAAUUAUCAGCAUCCAAUACAAUGGCAACUGCUAAGGAAGAUAAAGAUGACGUAGACAUGGUUUAUACCAAAGAACUGAGAGCUGCUACAAAAGACGUACACAAGCUAAGCGAUGUCCUGGUUAAUGCGAAAUUUGCUUUUGCUCUGUCUGAUGAUACCGUCUGGGCUGAUGGUCUAUUAAGUUUCUACGAAAUUUAUAAAUUUUUGGAAAACAAUUUAACUGAAGAAUUAUUACCCAAAGAAUUGCAUCGCGUUAAAGAAUUUGAGAAGGAUUUCGACUACUUUCUUGGUGAAAAUUGGCGGGACACCUAUGAAAUUCGACCAGCCGUCAAAAAAUAUUUAGAACAUUUGCACGAAGUGAACAAGAAAAGCAAAAUAUUACUUUUUGCUUAUGCUUAUCAAAUGUACAUGGCUCUAAUGUCUGGCGGUCAAUUGUUGCAAAAGAAACGUAUGAUGGCACGUAAAUUGUGGCCUGAUAAGCAAGAAAAUAUUCAGGAGCAAAUUGAUUCGGAAAAGCCUAGCAAUCCGGAUGAUUUAACCACGCGCCCAAUGCCUUUGCAAGUACCCAUAUGUCCUGACGGUUGUGCGGCAACAUAUUUUCCCGAAAAAAUUUCUGAUCUUAAGGCUAAAUUACGCACCAUACUUAACAAACAUUACGGUAAUUUUGAUGAGGAAACAAAGGCAGAUUUCAUAGAAGAAAGUCGCAAUGUAUUUAUAUACAAUAGUGACGUCGUGCGUUCGGUUAAAGGUGUUAAUCGAGCUAAUAUUAGGAAACUGGCCAUUGUCGUCUUAUUCUUUGUUAGCAUUUAUUUUGCAAUUAAAUUAGCAAGACAUUAAACAAAGAAUUAUAAAAAUAUGAGGAUUAAUAAAAUGUAACAAUUAAAAAAAAGAGAACUUGCAAAAAAUUUCUGCCAGAGUGUGGUUAUGAACGCGGGAAUGGGAAUGUCGUAUCACUUCGGACUGUUCGUCGACCUUUAUUAAGUACCAAUUUACCAAGAAGAACUUUUCUGAAGGUUCUUUUGCUUAGAACAGUUAAUUUGCGGAAGGAGAAAAACUUCACUUCUCCCGAAAGUGGAGAAAUAUAGUUUGGAACAACGAAACAAAAAUAAAUUUGUUUGCAAAUGAUGCGUGAAGAAAUUUUGACCAAAAAACAUUAAAGCAUGAUGGAGGAAAUCAAAUGGUACGGGGCUCUUUUUCUUCGGAGGUUGUCGGUCUGCUACAUCUCAGAAAAUGGUUUUGUGUUUAAAAACUGGUUGCGAACUGUAAUGUUAUUGCAUGCUGAAGAAAAUAUGCCUCUGCUAUGGAAAUUUUAACAGGAUAAUGAUCUGAAAAAUUCUUCCAAUUUAGUGAUAGCGUAGUAUCAGGAGCGUAACUUAGAUGCCAAUUGAUGACCAAGUCACUCCUGUAGCAAUACAAGAAGAAUACAUAAAAGAAUAGAAGCUGUCCUUAAAUACGGCUCUUUGCUGUCUGAAUUUAUUUCUAUAAAUAUGAUUACCUUUUAGUACAAAAUAUUGCGUUAUUUUUAAGUUAAGAACUGUCCAGUUGGGAACAUGUGAUAUUUUUGGAACUAAACUCCUUUUAAGUUCUUGUUUAUAGUUAAUACAACUCAAACAAUUUUUAAAUACGGAAAUUUAGGAACAGUAAAUUUACAUAUGUAACAGGAGCAAUAUGGAAAAAAAUACCACCCACCAACAAAAACCAUAUACAUCUAUUUUUCUGUUCACUUUUGUAUGUUAUAAUACAAAUACCCCUUAACGAAAAGUUUAAUGAAUCAUGUGCAAUAUAUAUAUAAAUCAUAUGUAGUAAUUUAUAGUCACCUCCAACAAUUAUUUAUUACAAAAACACUACAAAUUUGAACUUUUUGCCAAAUAAGUAUGGUAGUUUACAUAUCAUUAUUACAUAUUAGAGUCCUGCACGCCUUGCAAAGAAUUGAAAAUUAUUUGAUGUAUAUACUUGAAUUCUUAUUUUUCGGG
This is a messenger RNA of Glossina fuscipes, 2044 nucleotides long. It is a transcript of the gene Ho, whose product is annotated as heme oxygenase 1. Gene Ontology annotation, biological process: heme oxidation. The coding region runs from base 93 to 908 and encodes 271 amino acids. The record is from RefSeq and is a predicted model, not a curated record. Gene Ontology annotation, molecular function: heme oxygenase (decyclizing) activity. The transcript has 2 exons. Lineage: Eukaryota; Metazoa; Arthropoda; Insecta; Diptera; Glossinidae.